Seminavis robusta is the source of this 2169-nucleotide messenger RNA. Lineage: Eukaryota; Bacillariophyta; Bacillariophyceae; Naviculales; Naviculaceae. The record is from the annotation of a GenBank genome assembly.
GUCCACCAAUCACUCAAGAACUACAUGUGCGAGAUUCACUCCAUGGUCGUGGAAGGCAACAAGGCAUACUGUCGCCUCCGUCAUUAUGGAGAACACACCAAGCGUCCCAUUAUGGGAUUAGAGCCCACCGGUCGUGAGGUUUCCUGGACCGGUGCCAUGGAGUUUACUCUGUCUUCAGAAACAGGAAAGAUCCAAACCGUUUGGGAACUCGGUGACAUGAAUCUCAAAGCCGUAUUGGAAGAGAAUGCCACCAUGCAGCAGCGGCAAUAUUUUGGUGACAACCAAAACAAUAUCAACAUCAAUGGAGACGACAGUGUCGCAACGGCUCAGGCCUUCCCGGCGUCGGAUGUGGGGAGUGUCGAUGACAUUGGCUCUGUAGCUGCCGUCGUUGCUCAAACAAGGGAGCAUGUCGAUGACAUUAGCUCGGUAGCUGCCGUUGUUGCCCCGGCUGCAGCUGCGAGGGAGCCUCAGGCUUUUGCCAGGAGACAUUCGUCGUUGUGUCGCCCCGUCAACAGGGCCCGAGUCCUGGGGUUUCUCAAGAACGUCACGACCAUCCCAGUCGCUGAGGUUACCACUGCCGAGUGCGAGUGGGUGCAACAACCCGGUAGGUGCGACCCACCCAGCAACACGGAAGAGGCGUCGGAGGAUCCUCCUGGCACCUUGGAAGAGGAUGAAUAUGCCGAAGAGGACGCGAGCCAGGCAGAUAGCGUUCCUUCCCUCGUAGAGUCCGUUGGCUUGGAGCCCCCAAUGUUGAUACACGGCAGCGCCACCGGGCAACACCACGAAGGCAGCCAUGAUGCUGAGGAUGCCAGCGAAUAUGACACAGAAACCAACGUUCAUGUCGUGGCAGAGGAACAGCCAGAACAUUUCGAUAUUGGCGGAGGAGAAACCCAACGUUCCGAUCCGCCGUCCGAAACGGAGUCUACAGUCGAUGACCAGUCUGCAGUCGAUGAUCAGACUGACGUCGAAGCCGAGGACGCAGAUACAAAGGACAACAACGAAGAAGAAGGCGAGGCUGAGGAACCUGGCGAAUCGAACGACCCCACCACCACGGACGACUGGACGCACGACAUGCCAGUUGCGCCAGAAGAAGACGAAACCGAGCAACCUGAUGAUGCGUCUCAUCCCCACGAGUCCAAUGCCACAGUGGAUCGAAUCCAGGAAUUACAGACCACAUCGGAAGAAAUCUUGGGCGAGGAAGUCAUUCCAAUGCUGAAAGAGUGCAUGAAGAAGGUUGAUGGCUUUAAUGACCGUCGCAAUGGAGCAUUGAUCCACCUUAAGGACGACCUCCAAGCCCAGGCUUCGCAAAUGGAGGAGUGGCACAAGACGGUUCUCGACGGCAUCUGUUUGCAGACCAAGACGCUCCAGAAAAGCAUGCACGAACGGACUAGCAAGAUCACGUCACGUAUCUUCAGUCUGGAAUCCUUUUGUCGCGACUUGCAAAAUAGAAAGGAUGCCGACCAACAGAUGCGGAUGAUCGCCAACCUACAGGCAGAGCAGGCUAAGCUUCGAAACGAUAUCAAAACCCUCCUUAAAGCCAUGGUCACGCAUGUCAACAAAGAUGACGAUGACGACAGUUCUUCUGGAGAAUCUUCGUCCUCGUCUUCUUCCUCGUCCUCCGGUUGGUCUUCCCACAGCGAUGGAAGCAUCCCGAGCGACGUGACUAUAUAUCCCCCCAGGGAGCCCAAAGCAAUGCCAGCGAAGAACACAGAAAGGAAACCGGCCAAGACGGCGACAAAGACCGGAGCAAAGCAGGCGUCAAAGACAGCGAAAAAGACUGAAGGAAAGCCCAGCGCUAAGCCGGCACCAAAACCAGCAAAGGCCUCUUCCGCGAGGAAACUGGCAAUGCCGGAAGACUCGGAGAGAAGCCUCUGCUCCACGGUUGACUCCCUCAUUCUUUACGGAUUUCAUGACGAAACCGAUGGCGAAGCCGCAGAUGCCGUUGCAAAAAUGAUGGAUGCCGCCAAGGCCAAAGCUGCCGCCAACACGCGAAAGGGGGCUGCCAAGUUCACCGGCAAGAGCAGGAACUUCAAGACCAUCGACAAGAAAACCCUUGAAGAUUUCCGUAGUGCGAUUCGCCGUGAAAGCAAAAGAGCACGAAGCACGAGAUUUGCUACAACCCGUGUCGUCCCCCAGAAAACUGUCAAGGGUGCUUGGGGGACUGAGUGA